AUGGGAAUGUUUGAUAAUUUUUUGAGUUUAUUAAAGAUUAAUAAAGAAAAAAUGACAGUGCUGGUUGUGGGUUUGAACAACAGUGGAAAAUCGACCAUUAUAAACAACUUUAAAAGGAAAAAUGAAGCCAAUUCGUAUAUAUCAGUGCCGACAGUAGGUUUUACAAAUGAGGAAUUUUACAGUCAUGGUAUUCAGUUUACAGUAAUAGAUAUGUCGGGUGCCUGGAAAUAUAGAAACCUAUGGCAACAUCAGUUCAAAAGCUGUCAAGGUAUAAUCUAUGUUAUUGAUUCUAGUGAUAACAUGAGAAUGGUGGUUGUCAAAGAGGAACUAUAUAUCUUGCUACAACAUCCGGAUUUGGUUAAUCGACAAACUCCUAUUUUAUUCUACGCAAACAAAAAUGAUUGUGAAAAUUCUUUAUCCAGCGUCAAUAUUGCAGCAGCUUUGGACCUAACAUCUGUAAUGGAUAAGCCGUGGCACAUUAGUUCUAGUAGUGCUAAAACUGGGGACGGACUUGACGAGGGUGUACAAUGGUUAAUUCAGCAAAUACGUUUAAAAAAUCAAAAACAUCAUUCCAAAAAGGACAAAUCAAAGCGAAAAUAA
Calliphora vicina (urban bluebottle blowfly) is the source of this 600-nucleotide messenger RNA. It is a transcript of the gene Arl6, whose product is annotated as ADP ribosylation factor-like 6. The transcript is spliced from 4 exons. Gene Ontology annotation, molecular function: GTPase activity; GTP binding. Gene Ontology annotation, biological process: vesicle-mediated transport; protein localization to cilium; intracellular protein transport. NCBI's taxonomy places the organism in Eukaryota, Metazoa, Arthropoda, Insecta, Diptera, Calliphoridae. The coding region runs from base 1 to 600 and encodes 199 amino acids. Gene Ontology annotation, cellular component: cytoplasm; axoneme. The record is from RefSeq and is a predicted model, not a curated record.